AUGGCGGGAGAACUUGGCGCCAUCCGCGCCGCUUCCCGCCCCGCCGCCGCGUACCUAUUUAUCGCCCCCCGCAGCCACGGCCGCCCUCAGCUUCAACUCCAACUCCUGCUCGGCUCCUCUCCUUCCAUCUCUCGCCGCCGGCCACCGGGAACCCUCCCGUCCGUCGUCGCAAUGGCCGCCACCAACGGCGCCGGUGCCGACCCCGUGCACGAGCCUCCCCACAAGAUCACCAAGAUCGCGCCGCUGCUCAAGGUCAAGAAGCUCUCCGACAAGGCCAUCCUGCCGUCCCGCGGCUCCGCCCUCGCCGCCGGCUACGACCUCUCCAGCGCGGUGGAGACGGUCGUGCCGGCGAGGGGCAAGGCGUUGGUGGCCACCGACCUGAGCAUCGCCAUCCCGGAGGGCACCUACGCGCGCAUCGCGCCGAGGUCGGGCCUGGCGCUGAAGCACGCCAUCGACGUGGGCGCCGGGGUGAUCGACGCCGACUACCGCGGCCCCGUGGGCGUCGUGCUCUUCAACCACUCGGAGGCGGACUUUGCCGUGAAGCCCGGCGACCGCGUCGCGCAGAUGAUCAUCCAGGUGAUCGCGACGCCGGAGGUCGCCGAGGUGGAGGACCUCGACGCCACCCUCCGCGGGGAGGGAGGGUUCGGGUCCACCGGCGUCUGA
Messenger RNA from Triticum turgidum subsp. durum (durum wheat), 663 nucleotides. The record is from the annotation of a GenBank genome assembly. NCBI's taxonomy places the organism in Eukaryota, Viridiplantae, Streptophyta, Magnoliopsida, Poales, Poaceae.